Molecule: messenger RNA, 3974 nt
Organism: Drosophila hydei
Lineage: Eukaryota; Metazoa; Arthropoda; Insecta; Diptera; Drosophilidae
Product: 5-oxoprolinase
Exons: 8
Coding region: 54-3974 (1306 amino acids)
Biological process (GO): glutathione metabolic process
Cellular component (GO): cytosol
Molecular function (GO): 5-oxoprolinase (ATP-hydrolyzing) activity
Source: RefSeq, a predicted model, not a curated record
UCAGUUUUCGACGAUCGCUGUGUUUUGAGAGUCGUGCUAAUUGAAAAAUAAUAAUGGUGUCCUCAGUCUCUGCCGACAGCAACAACAAAUAUUGCUUUGCUAUAGAUCGCGGUGGCACCUUUACGGACGUGCUAUGCAUCUGUCCCGGCGGACGAGUACGCACAAUGAAGUUGCUUUCUGAAGAUCCAGAGCGCUACAGCGACGCUCCUCGUGAGGGCAUACGCCGUAUACUUAAAGAAGAAACUGGCGUUGAUCUCACAGAAGCUGGCCUGGUGGACACCUCAAAAAUUGGAUGGGUGCGCAUGGGCACUACAGUUGCUACAAAUGCCCUGCUCGAGCGGAAGGGCGAUCCCGUCGUUCUGGUGGUUAACAGCGGCUUCCGUGAUUUGCUUUACAUUGGCAACCAAGCACGUCCCAAGAUUUUUGACCUCAACAUACGUAAGCCAGCGAAUCUCUACCAAUCUGUCGUCGAGGUUGACUGCCGCAUUGUGCCAGAGCAGGCUGAUCGCUGCCAGUUAAAUCAACAGUGGAAUGUGCUACAGGGCAUAACGGGGUGUAAGUAUUUGGAGGUUCAGCCUGUGGAUGAGCUAUCCGUGCGUACGUCUUUAGUCGCUGCCCGCCAACAGGGUAUAAACUCUGUGGCUGUGGUACUGGCCCACAGCUACGCCUGUCCGGAACAUGAGUUGCGCAUUGGAGCCAUCGCAACGGAGCUUGGAUUUAGCCAUGUAACGCUCUCGCACAAGGCCAUGCCCAUGUGCCGGGUAGUGGCGCGUGGCUACACAGCCUGUGCCGAAGCCUACCUGACACCCCACGUCGAUCGCUAUCUUGCCAGUUUUAAGUCGGGAUUUGAAAAUCAACUAGCUGGCGUUGAUGUGCUCUUUAUGCAAUCAGAUGGUGGCCUGACAAACAUGGAGAAUUUCCGUGGAGCUCGUGCUAUACUUUCAGGUCCUGCAGGCGGCGUCGUAGGGUAUGCACUGACGGGAUCGCGCGAAACAGAUCUGCCACUAAUUGGCUUUGACAUGGGUGGCACUUCUACAGAUGUGUCCCGAUAUGCCGGCAAUUAUGAGCACGUCAUUGAGAGCACUACGGCGGGCGUGACAAUACAGGCGCCUCAGUUAGACAUCAAUACUGUGGCAGCAGGAGGCGGCUCACGGCUCUUCUUUCGGUCAGGCAUAUUUGUGGUAGGACCAGAAUCUGCGGGCUCCCAUCCAGGUCCCGCUUGUUACAAGAAAGGAGGACCCCUGACCGUUACAGAUGCCAAUCUGAUACUCGGCCGAAUACUUCCUCAGUAUUUUCCAAAAAUCUUCGGGCCGAAUGAAAACGAGCCCCUUGAUUAUGAACUUACUAAGCGCAAGUUCGGUGAGCUGCAGUCAGAUAUCAAUGAACAUCUAAAGGCCAGUGGUGACUCCAGGGUACUGACCAUCGAGCAAGUGGCUCUGGGCUUUAUUCGCGUCGCCAAUGAAACCAUGUGCCGACCGAUACGCGCUCUAACGCAAUCCCGAGGUCUGGAUACUGCCAAUCAUGUGCUCUCCUGCUUCGGCGGCGCCGGCGGACAACAUGCGUGCUCAAUAGCUCGUAACCUGGGUAUAGCUAAGGUAGCUGUUCAUAAAUACGCUGGAGUACUCUCAGCCUAUGGCAUGGCACUCGCAGAUGUUGUUCAGGAGGUGCAGGAGCCCAGUGGAGCAGAAUUUAAUAAUGCAAAUUCACAGUUGAUUAAGGAUCGAUUGGAUGCAUUAUCAAUACAGUGCCGUGGUCAGCUGACCGCUCAAGGGUUUAAGCAAAUUGAACUUCAGGCAUUCCUUCACCUGCGCUACGAGGCGACCGACGGCGCCUUGAUGUGUACGCCAGCGCCAGUUGAACAGACUCAGCUGUCGGAACAAUCUACAUCACCGUUAUUAGCUGCUUACGGUGAUUUUCAUGCCACUUUCUUGGAGCGCUACCGCACAGAGUUUGGAUUUGUGCUACAAAAUCGUCGCAUAAUAGUAGAUGACAUUCGCAUACGUGGCCUUGGAAAGAACGAAACGCCACCUGAAUUGCAAGUGGGUCAGGCACAAGAAAAGACUCCUACAGCCGAGGGUUACACAGAAGUGCAUUUUGACCAAGGUGCGUUCCAAACGCCCAUCUACUUAACCAAGCACUUGCUAGCUGGACAUCAAAUUUCCGGUCCUGCCGUGCUUAUCGAUCAGCUGUCUACCAUCAUAGUGGAGCCUGAGUGUACCGUUUACGUGACCGCCUAUGGUGAUCUUAUUAUGGACGUGCAAACCAGUGGCAAACAUGGCAUUAAUGCCGAACUGGACCCAGUGCACCUCAGCAUAUUUAGUCACCGUUUCAUGAGUAUUGCGGAGCAGAUGGGCAGAGUACUUCAGCGUACUUCCAUUUCGACUAACAUAAAGGAGCGUCUUGACUUCUCCUGCGCUCUGUUUGGCCCAGAUGGUGGCUUGGUCAGCAAUGCUCCGCACAUUCCCGUACAUCUAGGCGCCAUGCAGGAGACGGUGCAGUACCAGCUACGCGUUCGAGGCGACACCUUAAAAAAUGGAGAUGUUAUUUUGGCAAACCAUCCACAAGCCGGAGGCUCGCACCUGCCGGAUCUGACGGUUAUCACGCCAGUUUUCUUUAAAACGGAGCCGCGACCUGUCUUUUUUGUAGCUUCACGUGGUCAUCAUGCAGACAUUGGCGGAAUCACACCCGGUUCAAUGCCGCCCCAUUCUACUUCGCUCGCUCAAGAGGGAGCAGCAUUUAAGUCGUUCCUUAUUGUUGAGAAUGGAGUCUUUCAAGAGCAGCAGAUUAUACAACGGCUUACCACUCCAAGUGGCGCAAAAGGAGCUGUGGGCACACGCAACCUUAGUGACAAUCUGUCGGAUCUAAAGGCACAGAUCGCUGCCAACCACAAGGGCAUACACCUAGUAUCGGAGCUCAUCAACAGCUAUGGUCUAAAUGUCGUACAAGCCUACAUGCACCAUAUUCAAAAGAACGCGGAGUUGGCGGUUCGAGACAUGUUGCGCCAGAUUGGCCGUGAUACCUUAGAGCGCACAGGGUCCAAUGUGCUAGUGGCCCAAGAAUUUAUGGAUGACGGUUCACCGAUAGCGCUACGUGUCACCAUAGAUCCGGAGAAUGGUUCGGCUCUCUGUGACUUUAGUGGUUCCAGUGAAGAGGUCUGGGGCAACUGCAAUGCUCCACGUGCCAUAACGUUGUCAGCUCUUAUAUACUGCCUCCGUUGUAUGGUGGGGCAUGAUGUACCCCUUAACCAAGGCUGUUUGGCGCCAAUUCAAGUGGUUAUACCCAAAAAUUCAAUAUUGGAUCCUUCAGAGGGUGCAGCUGUAGUGGGUGGAAAUGUGCAAACGUCGCAGCGCAUUGUGGAUACAGUGCUAAAAGCUUUCCGUGUUUGUGCUGCUUCGCAAGGCUGCAUGAAUAACAUAACAAUUGGUGAUGACCAAUGGGGAUACUACGAAACUGUUGCUGGCGGCGCUGGGGCCGGCCCAGGUUGGCAUGGAGCUGGUGGUGUCCAUACGCACAUGACUAAUACCCGCAUCACUGACCCAGAAAUAUUGGAAUUACGCUAUCCCAUGAUACUGAAGCGCUUUUGCCUGCGUACCGACGGCUCGGGUGGACGUGGACAAUAUGUUGGGGGCGAGGGAGUCGAACGUGAUUUACUCUUCCGUAAGCCGGUAACAUUAUCCGUUCUGACCGAACGUCGCACGUUGCAGCCAUACGGUCUGGCUGGUGGUGAGCCGGGCAAAAGUGGACGCAACUUAAUCGUUAAGCAUGACGGACGUGUAAUCGCGCUUGCAGGUAAAACCUGCAUUGAUGUUGAGGCUGGGGAUACAUUUGCUAUGAAAACACCUGGUGGCGGUGGAUAUGGACUCAAAGAGGAUUCCUCUGCAGUUGAUCAGUCUAAACAAAGCAUUGACAACGUACAGAGGUUCGUGGAACGGGGCACUGUCCACGAUUAUCGUCAAUCCCAGGAAUCAGCAUAA